AUGUCGUCGCGUGGAAAAUACCGUGCCAAAACGUUGAAGGAAAAAGUGGAAAUUCUGCGGGAAGUGGAUGCAGGGAAGCAGAGUAAGAAUGAAAUUGCCAAAAAGCACGAUAUACCGAGAAGCACGCUGUCGACCUACAUCCGCAAUAAGAAGACUAUUGAGGACUCAUACGCGGCUGAAACUUUCGCCAAGGAUCGAAAGAGAAUUCGUACAGCAAAGCACCCGGACCUGGAGGCAGCGUUGCUCGCAUGGAUUAAGGAAAAGCGGAGCCAGGAUAUCUCAUUGAGUGGCCCCAUCAUUGUAGCGAAGGCGGCUGAUUUCGCGCUACGUCUGAACGUCUCCGACUUCGCUGCUUCGGACGGGUGGUUUCACCGCUUCAGGGACAGACACGACCACGUUUUCCGCAGUGUAUGCGGCGAAGCCAAAGCCGUAGACGCGGAAACCUGCACCGUGUGGCGGAAUGGUGCGCUACUAGACCACCUGAACAGGUACGCACCAUCCGAUAUUUUUAAUGCCGACGAGACCGCCUUGUUUUUUAAACUCUUGCCGGACAAAACGAUCACCUACAAGGAGGACGUGUGCGCAGGCGGCAAACGUUGGAAAGAGCGGGUGACGGUGUUGCUCGGGGCCAAUAUGAGUGGAACCGAGAAGCUCCCCCUAUUUGUGAUAGGGAAGUCGCAAAAGCCUCGAUGUUUUAAGAACAUCCGCACGCUGCCGGCCGACUAUGUAGCAAAUAAGAAGGCCCGGAUGACGGGCGAGCUUUUCAAGCAGUGGCUGAGGAAACUCGACCGAAAAUUUGAGCUCGGCAAGAGGCAGAUUCUCCUCCUCGUCGACAACUGCUCGGCGCACAAGGUGGAAGUCGAGUUGAGAGCCAUUGAGCUGGUUUUUCUUCCGGCUAACACCACUGCGGCUCUUCAGCCUAUGGAUCAGGGCGUUAUAAAAGUUUUGAAAAGCUUUUAUAGACGCCACGUUCUCGAGAAGUUGCUCCUGUGCUCCGAUAAUGAGAAGAGCUACACCGUCACUCUGCUCACAGCCCUGCACAUGCUUGUGCGUGCCUGGAAUCAGGUAACCACAGAAACAAUUGCGAAUUGUUUCCGGCACUGUGGUUUCGGAGUCCUUAACGCAGACGCAAAUGAAGUUGAAGAGUAUGUCCGCGCUCCGGUUCAUGUACGGGAGGUGCUCGGUGAUGUGGACUUCGGCGACUACGUGAAUGUCGACAGCUACGCGGCGGUGUGCGGUGCCGUGACCGAUGAUGAAAUCAUCGCCCAAGUCGUCGGCGAAGACGAAAACCCAGCCGUGGACGAUGACGACACGAAUGAUGAAGAUGAUGACGAUGAUGUUGGUGAAACACCGGUACAACCUUCGUUGGCACAGGUGAUGGACGGACUAAAUCACGCCCGGCUUUUCUUCAGUUUCGAAGAAGGCGAAGACGAUGCUUUCCGGCUCAUUCGAGCUCUGGAAGAUAAAGCGGCAGCAUUCGCUUUCAGAGGCAAAAAGCAGAAAACCAUUACGGACUUUUUUUGCAAAUAA
Dermacentor silvarum is the source of this 1530-nucleotide messenger RNA. RefSeq names its product tigger transposable element-derived protein 4-like. The record is from RefSeq and is a predicted model, not a curated record. Gene Ontology annotation, cellular component: nucleus. Lineage: Eukaryota; Metazoa; Arthropoda; Arachnida; Ixodida; Ixodidae. The coding region runs from base 1 to 1530 and encodes 509 amino acids. The transcript has a single exon. Gene Ontology annotation, molecular function: DNA binding.